UACGAUAUCUACGAUAAAAGUUAAAAAAGUUAUAUUUCAUAUUUCAUAAUUUGAGUUGCCGCAUCCGAGACCAUGAGCCUGGACUACACAAACUGGCUGCUGAACCGGCUGGCGGCCUUCUACCACUCGAUCUACUUCUACGUGUCGCUCUUUUCGCUUGGCUACUGCUUUCUUUUGUACCAGGCGCGGGAGAGGAUCUACCAGAUGGAGCUGACCUGGGGCAGGAUCUCGCUGGUGUACAGCUGCGCCGGCAUCCUGGUCCUGAUGUUAACCCUGGUGGUUUACUACGCCUGGAUGGCCGGUGGGUUGGUUUGGCGUCAGUAUUGGGAACACAACCGCGUCUCGCAACGCACUCGUUUCCUGUUCAACUUGUACCGAAUGCAGCAAGUCGGGGAACUGAAGUAGCAGCGGUUGUAUCUGGCAGUAUGAUCUGAUUAAUCCCCGAAUUGCUUUCAAUAAAUUAAUCAGUUUGGCACUA
Drosophila takahashii is the source of this 478-nucleotide messenger RNA. RefSeq lists its product as uncharacterized. The record is from RefSeq and is a predicted model, not a curated record. Lineage: Eukaryota; Metazoa; Arthropoda; Insecta; Diptera; Drosophilidae.